Messenger RNA from Globicephala melas (long-finned pilot whale), 2045 nucleotides. RefSeq names its product histone deacetylase 2 (gene HDAC2). The record is from RefSeq and is a predicted model, not a curated record. Gene Ontology annotation, molecular function: histone deacetylase activity. Lineage: Eukaryota; Metazoa; Chordata; Mammalia; Artiodactyla; Delphinidae. Gene Ontology annotation, biological process: negative regulation of transcription by RNA polymerase II. Gene Ontology annotation, cellular component: NuRD complex; nucleus.
CCAGUGUCGCGAGUUGGCGCCGCUGCCACCCCCCGGUCCGCGCUCUCGGCCACUCGGCCGGGCGGUACCGAGCCCUCCCGGUACUCCCCUCCUCUCUUCCCUCCGGCCCUCCGGCCUGCCUUUCCCCGCGGCACUGCCACCCCCCCCCCACCUUCGCCCCAGCCCUCUUCUCUCCCCGCCGAGCCGCGGCGGCAGCAGCAGCAGAAGCAGCCAGAGGAGGAGCCGGAGGCGGCGGUGGCCGGGGAGCCCAUGGCGUACAGUCAGGGAGGCGGCAAGAAGAAAGUCUGCUACUACUACGAUGGUGAUAUUGGAAAUUAUUAUUAUGGACAGGGUCAUCCCAUGAAACCUCAUAGGAUCCGCAUGACCCAUAACUUGCUGCUAAAUUAUGGCUUGUAUAGAAAAAUGGAAAUAUAUAGGCCCCAUAAAGCCACUGCUGAAGAAAUGACAAAAUACCACAGCGAUGAGUACAUCAAAUUUCUACGUUCAAUAAGACCAGAUAACAUGUCCGAGUAUAGUAAGCAGAUGCAGAGAUUUAAUGUCGGAGAGGACUGUCCAGUGUUUGAUGGGCUCUUUGAGUUUUGUCAGCUUUCAACUGGUGGUUCAGUUGCUGGGGCUGUGAAGUUAAACCGACAACAAACUGAUAUGGCUGUUAACUGGGCUGGAGGAUUACAUCAUGCUAAGAAAUCAGAAGCAUCAGGAUUCUGUUAUGUUAAUGAUAUUGUGCUUGCCAUCCUUGAAUUACUAAAGUAUCAUCAGAGAGUCUUAUAUAUUGAUAUUGAUAUCCAUCAUGGUGAUGGUGUUGAAGAAGCUUUUUAUACAACAGAUCGUGUAAUGACUGUAUCAUUCCAUAAAUAUGGGGAAUACUUUCCUGGAACAGGAGACUUGAGGGAUAUUGGUGCAGGAAAAGGCAAAUACUAUGCUGUCAAUUUUCCAAUGAGAGAUGGUAUAGAUGAUGAAUCAUAUGGGCAGAUAUUUAAGCCUAUUAUUUCAAAAGUGAUGGAGAUGUAUCAACCUAGUGCUGUGGUGCUACAGUGUGGUGCAGACUCACUAUCCGGUGAUAGACUUGGUUGCUUCAAUUUGACAGUCAAAGGUCAUGCUAAAUGUGUAGAAGUCGUAAAAACUUUCAAUUUACCAUUACUGAUGCUUGGGGGAGGUGGAUACACAAUCCGCAAUGUUGCUCGAUGUUGGACAUACGAGACUGCUGUUGCCCUUGAUUGUGAGAUUCCCAAUGAAUUGCCAUAUAAUGAUUACUUUGAGUAUUUUGGACCAGACUUCAAACUGCAUAUUAGUCCUUCAAACAUGACAAACCAGAACACUCCAGAAUAUAUGGAAAAGAUAAAACAGCGUUUAUUUGAAAAUUUACGCAUGUUGCCACAUGCACCUGGAGUCCAAAUGCAAGCUAUUCCAGAAGAUGCAGUUCAUGAAGACAGUGGAGAUGAAGAUGGAGAAGAUCCAGACAAGAGAAUUUCUAUUCGAGCAUCAGACAAACGGAUAGCUUGUGAUGAAGAAUUCUCAGAUUCUGAGGACGAAGGAGAGGGAGGUCGUAGAAAUGUGGCUGAUCAUAAGAAAGGAGCAAAGAAAGCUAGAAUUGAAGAAGACAAGAAGGAAACGGAGGACAAAAAAACAGAUGUUAAAGAAGAAGAUAAGUCCAAGGACAAUAGUGGUGAAAAAACAGAUACCAAAGGAGCCAAAUCAGAACAGCUCAGCAACCCUUGAAUUUGAGAGUCUCAUCACUUUCAGUGAGGAAAUAUUGGGAAGAAAAAUGUUUUCUUUUUGAAGACUUCUGGCUUCAUUUUAUACUACUUUGGCAUGGACUGUAUUUAUUUUCAAAAUGGCUUUUUUCGGUUUUGUUUUUCUUGGCAAGUUUUAUUGUGAGUUUUCUAAUUAUGAAGCAAAAUUUCUUUUCUCCACCAUGCUUUAUGUGAUAGUAUUUAAAACUGAUGUGUUAUUAUGUCAAAAAACUGCUCUAUUAAAGAAGUAAUUGGCCGUUCUGAGCUGAUUUUUCCAUCUUUUGUAAUUAUCUUUAUUAAAAAAUUGUACUUGGA